CCUACUGUCGGCACAAUUCAUGUUGGUAAACAAUCCGCGCGCGUGUUUCUCGUCGUUUUCAGUAUCAAAUUCGUGUUUUUGUGCAAAAACUCAUAACUUUUUUCAAACUUUUUAUGGUUUUAAACCGGUACUAAAACAAAACUAAUAUUGUUCGAGCCUCCAGAAAAAAUGUCCCGAAACUUAUGUCGGAUUUGCCUACGCUAUAGCAAAAGCAUGGUGCCGUUGUUCAAAGCAAACAUCGGCGAUAAACGAUUCACGGACCUAAUCUAUCAGCUGUUCCAGAUUGAGUUCGACCCGAGUGCCGCUUAUCCGAGGCGCAUUUGUGAUCUGUGCGUCAGAAAAGUUGAUUUCCUGUACGGCUUCUACGUGGAUCUGCUGAAAAGCCAAGCAUUAUUGGAACCACUGACAAAGCUAAGCCGUAAAGAGGCAAGGAAACUAAUUGAGGCGGAAGGACCAACCAAUUACAGCGAUGGUCUUUUGGGAGUAGUGGAGGAAGUCAGGGUAGAUGAAUGUGACUCAGGAGAGAACUCGGAAGAAGAGGUGCUGGAACCGGAAUUGUCGGUUCUUCCAUUGGUUGAUCGGCAACUAAAGAACCCAGACUCAGAACUAACAGAAUCUGAGCUGCAUAAUGUUGUAAUUGAAGCCGUUGGGUUCGAUGAGGAUCGUCCGGUGGAGGAGCAGUUAAUUGACAUAAAAAUUGAAGCGAUCGAAGAAGAUGAUUUCGUAGUCGAGAAGCUGUCGGAAGCGUACAUCAAGAGUGACGAUGAUGAGGAAGAAUUCAGAGGUUUUGAGGAUCCCAUUCCGAUAAAACUUACGAUGUUGAGCGAAUCGAAACCGAGGCUGCCUAAUCGAAAGGAACGGCAUACCAUCCCAAAGUUGGAUAUUGUUGAGACUAUUCCAAAUAAGUGUUACAUUUGCAAUGAGGUUUUAAAAAAUAAGGACAUGUUUGAUCUUCAUUUGAUUACUCAUAAGAGCAUGUUACCAUAUAAGUGCGAAGACUGUAGCACGAAGUUGGCCCCUGUGCGGAUUAAGACGGUUGUCUUGCUCAAUAAGCAUUUUGAGUCACAUGGUUUUAGCUACUUAUGUAAGUACUGCCCGCUGAAAUUUCGUUCGUAUCCUCCGCUGUACGAUCAUACCAGAAAUUUCCACACCGAACACAAAGAAGGAUUCAACUGUGACGUGUGUGGACAGGUUUUUAUUGAGAUUCGCAAGUUUCAAACACACGUUCGGGCCCAUCGGAAUCAAGAAUCUGAGCGAUACAAGUGUAAAUCCUGUGGGAAAAACUUUCAGACCGGAACCAUUCUCCGGCGACACGAACGCAUUCACAUGGAAAAACCGAUGUUCACUUGUACCUUCUGCGAGCGCACUUUCCACAACGAUGAACAGUACCAAAAGCACAAGAUUCGACAUCUUCAACAGCAACACGAUCAACAGAAUGGCUACACCUGCACGCAUUGUUCGGCUCAUUUUACAAAUAAGGUCGAUUUGCGAAUUCACAUGUUAGUACACUUUCCCGAUAAUCCCAACUACGGCGCCCACAGGGAUCAUCUGCCAGAAACUCUGAAAAAUUCCGCCAGCUAUCCCCGACCCUGUGAAGAACCGGACUGCAAGUACGUGGCCCCGUCAUAUGCUCUCAUGUGGUCUCACUACCGCAAUCACUAUAAGCUUUACCAUUGCCAGGAGUGCACACGGAAAUUUGCAACGGCCACCAUCCUCAAGAACCACAUCGAAGUCAUCCAUAAGAAAAUCCGCAAAUAUCGGUGCGAUAAAUGCCCGAAAACGUUCGCUUACGCCCACAAGUUUAAGGAACAUAUGAACGUCCACAGGGGCAUUAAGAACCACAAGUGUCGCUUCUGCGGCAAAACGUUCACCCAUUGCUCGAACAUGCUCGUCCACGAGAAGGUUCACAAGAACAUCAAAGCCCACAAGUGCGACAUCUGCGGUUCCUCGUACGUCACGACUUCCGCGUUGAAGAAGCACCGCAAAACGCAUCGAACGAAUGUGGUAUCAGCGGUUGGAAGUACCGGCGCCGGCUCGAUCGGGAAGGACAGCGAGCAGUUGGCGGAGAAAGCUGAAGUGGUGGAAGAGACAGAGGAACUAAUUUAUUACAUGGAGAACGAAGACGACGAAGACCUUGGUCAUCAAGUGGAGAUCGAAGAGGAGGUGAUCGUAAAGGAGAUCGUCGAAACGGUGGAAGAAGUGUGAGGAUUGGACAGGUAAUUUGUUUCGAAAAUCAUCAUUGAAUCUUCCCUUUGGCAUUGAAAAACCAAUAUGUAUGACGAAAAAAUGAAACCUAAUGAGAAACAAUUAUUUGAAGCUAAAAAAUAGUAACAAUAAAUGAUAAGGUAU
Molecule: messenger RNA, 2349 nt
Organism: Armigeres subalbatus
Lineage: Eukaryota; Metazoa; Arthropoda; Insecta; Diptera; Culicidae
Product: zinc finger protein 431-like
Exons: 3
Coding region: 169-2205 (678 amino acids)
Biological process (GO): regulation of transcription by RNA polymerase II
Cellular component (GO): nucleus
Molecular function (GO): zinc ion binding; RNA polymerase II cis-regulatory region sequence-specific DNA binding; DNA-binding transcription activator activity, RNA polymerase II-specific
Source: RefSeq, a predicted model, not a curated record